This is a messenger RNA of Oryzias latipes (Japanese medaka), 3161 nucleotides long. It is a transcript of the gene ccm2l, whose product is annotated as CCM2 like scaffold protein. Lineage: Eukaryota; Metazoa; Chordata; Actinopteri; Beloniformes; Adrianichthyidae. The record is from RefSeq and is a predicted model, not a curated record. Gene Ontology annotation, biological process: heart morphogenesis.
GAGGCGGUAAAAGGACAAUCAGUGUUGAAGAACUGAAGCACCCGACAUUAGCAUAACUCCAACAGAGUAAAAGAGAAAACAAAAUGGGGGAAAAAGCCACUGCAGCCACUAACUCUUAACUGAAAGAUAAUUUCCUAGCAGGUUCAUACCUUCUGACCCACAAGAAGACCAGGGAGCAACAGCUGGAAUGGACUAUGAACCGAAGAAACCCAAGAAGGCUUUCGUGUCACCUAUUAAGCGCCUCGUCUGGUCCAAAUCUGCUCACAGGCCAACAGACCGUGGCAGCGGUUACCGGCGCCCGCUGCACACCGUACCUCUCUACCCCCCAGACUUCCUCAUCCACCCUGAAAGACUAAUCUUUGAUUAUGUGGAAAAAGAGGUUAAGUUCCUUGGUCAGCUGACCUGGGUUUCCGUUUCAUUAAAUCCCUCCAGCAGAGAUGAACUUCUGCAGCUGCUGGACACUGCCAGGCAGCUGAAGGUGCUGCCCCUGAAGACCAGCGAGGAUCAGGACUGCAUCCUGAGUCUGUCCGCUCGCUGUCUGCUGCUGACGUGGAGGAACAAUGAGAAGCUGCUCAUGAGGAUCCCCACACAUGAGAUUGCUGCUGCCUCCUACCUGAGAGAUGAUGCACUGCACCUGCUGGUCCUGAAGACGGGUCUGAAUGUUGACUCGAUUGUGGCUGGAGAGGACAGUCUGGAGAGGAAAAAGCCGCCCAGCAUUGAUAGGAGACGUCAAACCAUGAGCAGCAAUGCUGACCCUCGCCCUGCAGGGGGCACAAUGGAGCGCAGACACACCAUUUGUGGAGUGGAUUGGAGGCCAUCCCUGUCCAGAAGCAACCACGACAAAAAUCAGAAUCUGGAAAGAGGAGGUGGAGGAACAGGAGGAGAACGAGGUGGAGGUGGCAGUUUAGAGAGAAAGAGAGUAGUGGGGAGUUGGGAAAGGAGGCAACAAACACGCAAAACAGGGGGAAGCUGGGAAAACCGCAGAGCCAGACCCAUGAGUGGGAGCUGGGGAGUGGGAGGAGGUGCCGGAGGGAGCUGGGAGAAGAGACAUGGAGGUGGAGGAGGUGGGAGCUGGGAGAGGAGAGGAGGAGGAGGAGGAGGAGCAGGUGGCAGCUGGGAGCGGCGGCAGGCCUACACAGGAAGCUGGGAAAGAGGCAAAACCUACGGCAGCUGGGAGAGGAGAAACUACAACCCACUGGAGCCAACGCCGUGUCCGGACGCCUACUGCAACCUGGUCAUCCUGGCUGUGGAGAACAAGGACGCUGCAGAGGAGUACUGCUCUCUCAUUUGUCAGAUGUUCCAGAUCAUUUACGGCCAUCAGAUCAUUGAGUGUGUCGACAGAGCGGGUUUUCAUCACACCGUGCCGGACCGCUACUGGCUGCAGAGGAGUGACAGCUGUCUGACUGACAUGUCCUACAGUUAUGAUCCAGAGUUCAGCUGCUGCAGCUCAUACGACGGCUCCCAGGAUGCCUUUGAGCUCUACUACGGUGAAACCUACAGCGAGAGCUCGUCUGUCUCUCUGCAGGAUUCUCAUCGCAGCCUGACGUCAGUCAGCGAUGGGGGAGACAGUAACCCUGCCCUGCAGCUGAUGCAGGAGUACAUGAUCACUCUGCGUAACAAGCUGACUCCUGUGGAGCUGCAGCACUUUGCAGUGUUGCUGAGAGAAUACAGGCUGGGAUCCGACAUCGACCACUUCUGCUCUGAGCUGCUGCAUCUCUACGGAGAAAACCGCAAGUUCCUGCUGCUGGGCAUGCGCCCCUUCAUCCCAGACAAAGAUGUCGGAGUGUUUGAGAGUUUUCUGGAAAGCAUAGGAAUCCGGGAGGGGGGGAUUUUAACCGACAGCUUUGGACGCAUUAAACGCAGUAUGAGCAACACCUCAGCCACAGCAGUGAGAGGGUACGACAGUGGAUCCCUGGCUUCAGGGUCUCAGGAUUUUAACCGACGCAUCUCUGACAUCACCCAUGACAUCCAAGCACUUGGUUUCCAGGAAACUCAUGGCGACAUUGAAGAGGAAGACUACUACCUCUGAUGGAGAAAUGAAGAAACUAAUUCAGAGGUCUUGAGCAAAGAUCCAACAGCACAUUGGUAAUCUGCAUUCUAUCCAGAACUGAUUGAAAUGUUGUAAUAUGCUAAAAGCCAUGUGGAAGCUUAGGGAUGCUGAUACAGGUGGAUGUGAAAAAAAUGUCAUUCUUAGAUGUUAUUAGAUGACAGUUGGGGUCGGUUUAUGACAACAAUUUUAGGAAUAUAAAUUAUGGUUUUGGCUGGCAUACUGUUUUAUGCCUGUAUAUGUUUUUAAAAAGUAAAGACAAAUGUAAAACAUGUAAUUUAGUUAAUGUGUUCUUGGUGAAGACAUGAAAAUGUGUCUCAUAGAUGUGCUUCAUAACUGGAAUGUUUUAUUGUGGUUGUAAAAAAUACUUGAAAAGGAUAAGACACUUCAUCCUAUCUUGUUUCUAUGAAUCACUAAGUGGAAUACUGUGUAUCAGUACAUUUAUAGAAAGAUCAAUAUUUCUGUAAUGUUUGUCUGUCACCACAAGGGGGCAUCUGAGUGUAGCAGUUGAGUAUGUUGCUUUUGAACUGAGGUCAAAGCUAAAAAGGCUGAAAGAAAGAAAUUUGUAAUGGCUUUAAUGAAUCUGGGAUGGAUGGAUGGAUGGAUGGAUGGAUGGAUGGAUGGAUGGAUGGAUCUCAGUCCUGUAUUGACCUGUUCCUCUCUUGGCUGGAUUAUGACCUACCCAUGAUGCACUGCUUCUCCACUCUCUGGGGCUGUUCUGUGCCAACAUCACUGAAGAUCACAGCCACAUAGAGUCAAUGACCUGACUGGAGUUGUGUUACACUCGCAGCAUUAUUAUGUAACAGAAGAACAUUGUGUGAAUUUCCUCAAAAAAUCAUAAAACAAUCUGUCAGAAACUGAUUAACUAUAUUCAUGUAGCAUAUAGAGAUCACAAGUUUAUAGUUUUUAAGGGAAAAGAUGUAAAGCUGUUUAUGCAAAAGGCUUUCUGUUCAUAUGAAUGACACGUUUAUUGAGCAUUUCUUGUGUCUUCCUAUAUUUCAUACUCCUUAGGCUUUUUUCUGCCAUCAUAGAGCAGCUAUAUCUAGUGGUCAAUCUCACUGCAGAAAUCCAUGCAGUUGAAAUGCAGUUGUAUAAAGAAAAUUAAGCUUAGAAA